AUGCCGAGACGCGCUCAGCCGACGGCGGCUGCCUCGACGUCUGCCACGGCAGCCCUGGCGCCGCCACCGCCGCAUCCCAUCGCCCGGCGGCUGCGCCGAUCCUGGAAGUUUGCCGCAGUGUGCCAGUUCCUCUUUGUCUUUGACGAGGCGUUCGGCAUGUCCGGCUUCGAGACCGAGAGCCUCGAAAACGACUUUGCAGGGCCCGAGAGCGAAGUCAUCCCAGACCUCAUGAAGCGGCUGCUCUACACGCUUACGCUGGACCGCAAGAUCGAACUCUCCAACUGGCAGGAGCAUCUGCGGCUUCAGUACCUCGCACGCGACCCCGAAGGGAACCCCUUUGGCACCGCCGAGGAGCCGCGUGGCUGGGACAGGCUCUCGCUCGACGACAAGAUCACCUGCCUGCACAACUUGUGCGAGUGGCAGCUCCAGGACCCCGAGAGAUUCCGCAAGCUCGUCAAGUCUGAGGAAGAUACGACGACCUGGAGGGUCUCGCCGAUCGGCUGGGACGCCGAGGACAACGCCUACUGGCUCUUCGACGACAAUCGCAUCUGGAUCCAGCGACCGGCGCCCCCUCCUCCCCAGCCCGCUGCAAAGGCUCGACCGCCCGCAAAGAAGGGCUCCAAGCGGGCUCGCGCGGAAGCUGCGGCCGCCAAACGAGCCGCCGCCGCCGCCAAGUCGACGCCUUCCAGAUCAGCGGCGAAGAAGGCAGCCACAGCGACACCGGCGAGCGGCAGCCGGUCCAGUCCUCGGAAGCGAGGGCGAGUCAGCGAGGUCGAGUCGGACAGCGGCUCGCCAACCCCGAGCAAGAGGGGGCGAGGCGACCACGGCAAGGUGCUCGCGCGGCAACCACCGAGGCGAGGCACGCGCACCUCGGCGCGCUUCAGUAGGGGCGGAGAAUUUGGCUCGAGCAGCGACUCAGAGCUUAGCGACCCGCCGGACGAUGACCAGGACGCCAAGCCCGAAGAAGCCGAGGCGGCACAAGAUGGGGCGGAAGAAGCCGAGCCGGCGGUCGCCAUAGAAGUCGAAGACGUCAGGGAGGAAGGCGAGGAUGCCAAGGCUGGCACAAAAGCGGCGGCCGAGGUCGAUGACGGCGUGGCCGACGCUGCUCAGGCGGACGACCCGGAGGCCGACGAGGACGGCUGGAUCGAGUUCGAGACGAUCGUCAUCACCCGCGCCGACUGGCUCGAGUUUGCGGCGCGCUUUGCCAAGUCAAAGGACCUCAACGAGCGCAACCUGCACUCGUUUGUCAACCACGACAUCCUGCCCACGGUGCUCGCCGCCUUUGACGAGCAGGACCGCCAGCGCGCGCUCGAGGCGGCGCUGGCCAACCGCAAGCGCUCGAGCCGCAUCGCGCUCAAGGAGUCGGAGCGCGAGGAGCGGGAACGAGACCGCGAGGCGCGAGCGAGGAUGGAGGAGAAGAUGGCGCGGCUGCGGCAGGAGGACGAGGAGAAGCGGGCGCGGGAGGAGGAGGAGGCCAAGGCGCAGAGGUCGCGCGAGGACCGCAUCCGCGAGAGGGAGGAGCGCAUCCACGCACGCGAGCGCGAGGCCGAGGAGCGCGCCAUCCGCGAAGAGAUCGAGCGCGAGCGGCGCGAGCGGGACCGCGAGGAGAGGAAGCGGCGGCGCGAGGAGAUCAAUGCCAACGGCGGCAUCCCGCCGCCAGAGGAGGCCACCGCGACGCCCGAGCCCGCCCAGCGCGGCACGCCGAGUCUCGGCGACGCAGCAGCGGCCGCGGCCGAGGACGACGAAGAGGAGAACUGGGAGCUCAACUGCGAGGUAUGCGGCAAGGCCGGCAUCAACCCGCCAGACGAGGGCAAGGAGAUCGUGUGCUGCGAGACAUGCGGCGUCUGGCAGCACGUCCGCUGCUGGAACAAGUUUGACCGCCACGUCCUCGGCCGCAAGAAGAACCGCGACUGGGCCAACGUCGACUUCUACUGCACGCGGUGCCGCCCUCCGCCCGCCGGCAUCCCCACGCCCACGCCCGGCAUGCAUCCCGUCCCGACACCGUCCGGCGCAGACACCAGGAUCGAGCCGUCGCGGCUUCCGUCCGCUCAGCCGCUCCCCGACCCGGCCGCGGGCGCGCAGACGCCCACAGAGGGCAAGCCGAUCGUCGCCGCCCCCACGGGCGCCUCGCCUGCCGCAGCCCCCCUGAGUAGGACAGCGCCCGUGGCCGUUGUCGAGCCCAAGGUGACGCCAUCGCCGUCGCCCGUGGCCGCGGCCGAGUCCAAGGUCACGCCAUCGCCGUCGCAGUCGCCGUUGCCUGCAGGCGGUGCGAUGCUCCCCCCGGCCACCUCUGCACGGCCCCCGGCCCCCGCCGCCGCGGGCAGCGCCAGCCCGGGCACGCCCUCGUCCAACGGCAGGACCAGCCAUCCGCCCGACGCCGCCGCCAGCAUCCCGCCGCGCUCUCCGUCCUUCAGCGGACCUGCGACCAGCCCCAAGUACGCGCGCCCCGCGCAGUCGGCCGGCUCGUUCCCCAUCCGCCACACGCCCGCCAAGUCGCCCCUCUCGCGGCCGUACGACUCUGCCCUCGUUCCGGACAGCAGCGGCGCCUUCAAGGUGCUCGAGGAUGGCGAGCGGAACCCGCCACCGGCAUCGGCCAUCGGACUCGGCCUGCCGCAGCCGCAGCCGCAGGCCAGCGUCGACCCCGACGCCAAGGCGACCGCAGCGUCGGCGACACAGCUCCCCGACGCCACCGUCGCCGCUGCGCCAUCGACCGAAGCCCCCGCCGUCGGCAGCGAGACCUUGUCGAUCUCGACGCCCGCCGCCGUCAAGGCCAGCCUCGAGGCCGCACAGGACGACGGCCGAGGUGCCGUGCAGCCCGAGAGCCCGCGCGCGCCCGUCGCAACCCCCCGCGUCGACGCGUCCGCUCCGUCGCCCGCACCGCCGUCGCAGUGA
This is a messenger RNA of Pseudozyma flocculosa PF-1, 2892 nucleotides long. RefSeq lists its product as uncharacterized. Lineage: Eukaryota; Fungi; Basidiomycota; Ustilaginomycetes; Ustilaginales; Ustilaginaceae. Gene Ontology annotation, biological process: regulation of DNA-templated transcription. Bases 1 to 2892 code for a protein of 963 amino acids. The record is from RefSeq and is a predicted model, not a curated record. Gene Ontology annotation, cellular component: RSF complex. The transcript has 8 exons.